Mytilus trossulus (common blue mussel) is the source of this 1163-nucleotide messenger RNA. RefSeq lists its product as uncharacterized. The record is from RefSeq and is a predicted model, not a curated record. Bases 63 to 776 code for a protein of 237 amino acids. Gene Ontology annotation, molecular function: N-acetyltransferase activity. The transcript has 2 exons. Lineage: Eukaryota; Metazoa; Mollusca; Bivalvia; Mytilida; Mytilidae.
GGUAGGUGUAAGCCUGUGAAUAAUUUGUUCUUCUACACGACGGUCCGCCUCUCUUUUCCAAAAUGGCACACAGUGAUGCAUGGAAAACCUGUUUAAAGCCAAGAAAGGAGUUGGAAGAGGUGCUUGACAGAGUCAACAAAUCGAUUGAAAUAAAGGACGCGCACAUUGAAUUGUCAACUGUAGCACGUGCACAUGAGUUAGUCGAAUUUCUUGGAGAACAUUUUUUCCCUAACGAAACGUUAUCUAAAUCUAUUGGUCUGAAAUUUGAUGAGGAUUUGAGGAAAGACCUUUUAGAAAUUCUGAAAGAAAAUCUCUCAGUUAUCGUGGUUCAUAACCGAACAAAUGAAAUCCUAGCAUUGGCGGGACUUGUCUUAGAAUAUGAUGGAAUGCCAGAAGUGAAACUAGCACAUAAGAAAUUUGCUCUGAUAAUGGAAUAUAUGAGGCAUAGACAGAAUGACAUGGACGUUUAUAAACGCUUUAAAUGUAACAAAUGUGUAAACAUUGCUUUCCUCGGUACACACAGAGAGCAUAGAGGAAAAGAAUUAGCAACUACUGUUUUAAAGGCGGCUCUAGCUUUUGCUAAAGAAUUGGGAUCAACGCCUGUUUAUUUCCACGGAGAAGGGUCUGCACAUGCAUCGCAGAAAAUAUUUGAGAACUUACAGUUUGAAAUAAUUCAUAGGUUUAAAAACGAAGAGUAUGAAGUUAAUGGAGAAGUUCUUUUCAAGAAUACUGGAGACGUCAAGGAACUCAUUUGCUAUGUUAAAGAAAUGCAUUAGCUUAAUAUGUUUUAUUAACCCAACAGAAAUGAACCACAAGUAGCUAUUUUAGAGUAAACACUCUUUUAUUUAGACAAAUACAUAAAUUAUUCUCCUUUUGAAUUGGAAAAUUAAUUCAUCAAGUUUAACAGAAAUAUAGCAAUUCAUAUUUAAUAUACAUGUAUAAAUACCGAACUCCAAGGAAAAUUCAAAACGGAAAGUCCCUGAUCAAAUAGCAAAAUCAAAAUGACUAAACACAUAAUACGAAUGGAAAACAACUUUCAUAUAUUGGCAUUUUUAUGUAGAACAUAGUGGAUUAACCUAGUUUUAUUGUUAGCUAAACCUUUAACUUUUAUGACAGUCACAUAAAAUCAAUAAUAUUGACAACAAUAUGUGUGUAUGUAUAUG